CCGGAAUCACCUGCAUCAACUCCGACAAUCGCAAAACGACACGCGUUAUAGCAGGAAAGAACGCGGGAAGGCCGUUGCACCUAUCAACAAGUCAGCUGCCUACUGAGAGCCCCGUGGGCUCGAACUUUCAAUCCAAAACGACGGAUUGUCAGUGCUUGCCCAUUUUUCGCAUAUGGCACCUCCGGCUUGAGAUGAAAAGUAUUGUCUCAGCCCCGAAGCUCUUGGACCUACCAUUUUACCAUGGCUCGCUCAAGCCAUUCUUACGGCCCUACCUGCCGUCUCGCUCCAAAUGUCGACUCUAGCAGUAAGGGGGAUGAUAGCCAGCCACCUGUUUGGAUACAGUUCUUUUACGCAUCAGCUCUACCAAUCGACGAUCCGCUAUCUGUUGUCCCCACCCCUAGCAGCGACCCGAGAUCAGCAAAACAUGCACCGCGACCCUUCUCACCAUGCGAUAAUAAUGCCCUCGAAGAAGCUUGGCUUGCCUUUGGCCCAGCUCGACUCAAAACCGGACAUCGAACAUCUAGCAUAAGUCCGAAAAAACCUCUAGUCAAAGUUACUGCCAAUGCAGCGAAUGGAAAUAGAGGAAGUGGGGUUAUAAUUGAGGAUGAAGGCACAAAUAAAGGGCAUUCGCAGCCGCACGACGAAGACCACAAAGACCGCAAGGCGGCGAUAAAAAGUCAGAGCUCCUCCAGUUUAACUGAUGAUCAAACCACCGGGGAUGCUGGAGCGACAUCGUUAGGGCUCUCUGAAGCUGGCACCACGGGCUUUCCAUUCCAAAGGGCGCCUGAACGUUCAGAAAACGUCCGGCCACUAGCUGCAGAAGUGUCUCCAAAGUCACCAUCUUCACCUGCCACAUUUAUGCCCCUAGAAGAAGACAGUAGCCACCGCGAAAACGAACAGCUGGAAUCAACUGCGCCCUGCGACGAUGCACAACUUGAGGAAGCUAACGCUUCUCGCUGCGAAUCAAAAGAAUCUACGAAGGAGACUGCCAGCAUACCUGUUGGAAUAUCUCGAUUGCAUCUCGUGCAACUGCCAAAUCUCCAAAUGAAACCUAUAUAUUGGUCGCCCGUGCACGACGUUGCUGCAGUUUCCCGCGGAACAUGGUUUUAUCGAGAUACUAUGUAUCCCGUGGAAAGCGCCGUUGCCAAUCAAUUAGAAACGGGGUAUCGGGAACUGCGUCCAUGGUCUCGGACAUGGAGCGAUGAGCUCGCGAGUGCGCUUGCUCUUGGUGCAGAUGGCGAGGAAAAGAUAUCACAUCGAUUAUGGCCGAGUGGCGAGGAGCCUUCUGAGGAAGCCCGAUCUCAUUCCGCUGUAUCCCUGAACAAUCCUCGGUUCGCUGCUAUGUGCUUCAACGGAGAAGUUGCCGCUGAAGGGGAUGCCUAUCUUAUCGAAUCCGACGAAAACAGUCCUGCGAAAGUGAACACUCCACGUCGUUACCCAAACUCGCAUGUUAUUUACAAGGAUUCGCGAAAUGCGUAUAUUUUGAAGACUAGCCUUCAACCAUCUGCCUAUUACGGACGGAAACCGCUUUCUAAGAUUAGGAAAGGUAUUACUGUUGGGCUACACGUUGUCCGUGGAUUUGAUUGGCCAUUAUGGGAGAAGCUGCACCCUAACCACAAAUCAGCUGUAGCUUCUAUGGCAGAAGAUGCAGCCCCGGCUUCUGGGACUGAAAAUCGAUGUCAGAGAGCUGUCUGUGAAGCUUGUGCAGCACAACCCGAGAGACCGGCAGUUACAGACCUUGUUCUUGUUAUACAUGGAAUUGGUCAGAAACUGUCUGAGAGAGUCGAGAGUUUCCAUUUCACACACGCAAUCAACUCAUUUAGGCGGUCUAUCAACGUAGAAUUAGCUAAUGAGGGCGUCCAAACGGUGCUCCGACCCGGUCUGGGCGGAAUCAUGGUUUUGCCUGUCAACUGGCGCUCCAAUCUCUCAUUUGAAGAAGGUGGCCCUAUGAAGGCUUCGGAUAAGGGCAGGGAGUCCCUCCACACCAAAUUUUCCUUGAAGGAUAUCACCCCGGAUACUAUACCAACAAUUCGGAACCUUAUCUCAGAUGUCAUGCUCGAUAUACCUUUCUAUAUGUCACAUCAUAAGCCCAAGAUGAUCGAAGCGCUUGUUUACGAAGCCAACCGCGUGUACCGGCUAUGGUGCGAGAACAACGAGGGGUUUCACCAAAAUGGCCGUGUCCACAUCAUUGCCCAUUCUCUGGGUAGUGCGAUGGCCUUAGACGUGUUAUCGAGGCAACCUACUGUUCCGCCGGAGGUUAUUCCAGGCGAUGGGUCUUCAGUGUCGAAACAUUUUGACUUCGACACCAAGAACUUGUUUUUUGUAGGUAGCCCGGCCGGGUUCUUUUUACUGCUGGAGAGAGGGAAACUCGUGCCAAGGAAGGGAAGGAACAAGCCUGGCGCGGGCUCUGAUGGCCAGGACGAAAGCAUUACCAGCGAUGCUGACAAUUAUGGUUGUCCGGCGGUGGACAACCUGUAUAACGUUAUGCAUUGCAAUGACCCCAUCACAUAUCGCCUUAACGCCACCAUCGAUCCAGCGUAUGCACUGUCUCUCAAGAACGCCCGAGUCCCCUACGCCACGGCGGGUUUCUUUGGAUCCAUUGGCAAUACGAUGAAGAGCCUCAUUCCAGGUGCAACUUCAGCACCCGACCUGGGCGUCGGACAGGUCGCAAAGCCAGCUAUCCCCCGGCUCCCGUCGCAGCUGGAAAUGGAAGUCCACGACUUCACGCGCGAAGAGAUUGCUGAGAAGAAAUUUUUUCUACUCAACGACAACGGGCAGGUCGAUUACUUCCUGAGCUCUGGCGGCGGCCCGCUCGAGAUCCAGUACCUGAACAUGCUGAGCGCCCAUAGUUCGUACUGGAGUAGUCCGGACUUCAUCAGGAUGCUGGUUACCGAAGUAGGCCGAAAACCCGGGAAACUGAAUACGCUACCUAAUAUGAGGGCCGCGAAGAAGACGCAGAAGACACAAAAGUGAAUGGCCCAGGGGGGUCCGAGAGUAGAUUGGUUGGAAAAGUAGGCGAUUGGUAACGGAGUUUGGAGCAUGGAGUACCAGGGGGAGAUAAAUAAUAUAUUUGCAUGGAGAAAUAGAGACGUGCAUUUAGUCUCAGACCGUCCAUAACUACAGUAUGCCUCACAAUAUAGGGC
Molecule: messenger RNA, 3143 nt
Organism: Pseudogymnoascus destructans
Lineage: Eukaryota; Fungi; Ascomycota; Leotiomycetes; Thelebolales; Thelebolaceae
Exons: 3
Coding region: 241-2973 (910 amino acids)
Cellular component (GO): cytoplasm
Molecular function (GO): glycerophospholipase activity; metal ion binding
Source: RefSeq, a predicted model, not a curated record